Acanthaster planci (crown-of-thorns starfish) is the source of this 3041-nucleotide messenger RNA. RefSeq names its product heat shock protein family B (small) member 11 (gene hspb11). NCBI's taxonomy places the organism in Eukaryota, Metazoa, Echinodermata, Asteroidea, Valvatida, Acanthasteridae. Gene Ontology annotation, biological process: multicellular organism development; intraciliary transport. The record is from RefSeq and is a predicted model, not a curated record. Gene Ontology annotation, cellular component: intraciliary transport particle B; cilium; centrosome.
ACAUACUGUAAGUAACCAAGUGCACAGGGCCUAGGACGCCAGCUAUGCAUAUUGCCGUACUUACAAUUACCAUGUACACGUACAUGUAUGUUAGUGCCGAAUGCAUGUACAAACUAGAAUCGGCGUUUUGACCAUCUUGAGGGAUCGAAAGUAGCCAUUAUGUUCGAUGUUGCUUUGAGUGAAGCUGGAGCGAAAGUCGUUCUGGCGACCUCGAGUGACGAAAGCUAUCCUCCAGAAAACAUGUUGGAUGGCAAAGCCGAGACCUUUUGGAUCAGUACAGGGAUGUUCCCGCAAGAAUUCAUCAUCAGCUUUGCCGGAAUGAUGGACAUCUCCAAGAUCAAGCUUUCAUGUUACCACGUCAAAGGUCUGAGCAUACAGCGGAGUGUCCAGAAGGAGCCCUCCGACUUUGAAGUGAUUGAAGAGAAGGAACUGACGCCAUCGGAUGCAUCGCUGCAGAUGGAGGAAUUCAAGUUUGACUCCACAGGCGCCCGUCACAUGAAAUUCAUCAUCAAAUCAGGCUUUGACCAUUUUGUGUCCGUUCACAAGUUGAUCAUUGACGGAACAGCAGUCAGAGAGCAAGAAUAGCAGUGACUUAAUCCAGCGUAGAACAACUAACGCUCUUUUGUGCCAUCUCCCUAUGAACUGUCCCAUCCUCACAUCAGGGUUUUCUGUUUUAAAAAUAAGUGGAUAUGUUCUAUACUAUCCAAGCGGUCACACCCAAGUUUAUAUUUAAGCCCUGUGUGGAGACUCGUUCUGUUCCCGAGCAGUCAAAAAAACUUACAGAAAAAAAAAACGAAAGUUGUUCUUGCAAUGUAGAGGAGCUUCCAGUCUAGAAUUUGUACCUUGACUGCUUUUCAUCACUUUUUUGGUAGAUGACCCAACCUCCUGAAAUGCCUUAAAACUGUUUUUUAGAGAGCUGGGGAAACGUUCAUGAACCCAGCUUGGUCCACACAAGGUUUUAUACAAACCAGCAUGUGUGGACCUUUUUUGUUCUCGGAUCCACCCAAACAUGACAGGGUAAGUGGAACUAGCUAAUCUUUAAUUCAGGAAGAGCAAGUCAUGUACUCCCUGAGAGAUACGCACUAACCUGCCACAUUAACCCCAGUUUCUGAACCAUGAUGCCAAGCAGGUUAUUGCCUAUGUCCCAUGUACUUAAGUACCAGGGCACAGACGGAAGUAUUUGUCAUAUCCUGAAGAAUGUUAACAGAUUUUUGUUCCCAAUUCAAUGUUGAUGUAAAAACUUUGAAGUUGUAAAUAUUGAAAGGAGACGCUGUACGAGUAUAGUGUCGUAUGUUACCAUGGGAUAAGAGUAGUAACUUAUAUUUAUGUUGUACAAAAUAAUCUCAUUUCUCUAAGGAUUGUAUGGUACAUUCACAGUGUGUCAACUUCCUGGUGCAGCCGAUGAUAAAGUGUUCCUGUUUUUUCUGCGCAUGUAAUAUUUGCUGUGAAAUAUGUGAAUGUAGACUUGUUUGAAUGUAGAAUUUGUAUAGCAACCAAGUCGAUCCUGCACAGUUGUCAGCAAUAGUAGAUGGAAAUUUGUCCCUUUUAAAAUGCAAGUAUAACUUGCAUAAAUAAAUAACUCUCUAACAAUUCUGAUUUUACACUUUCCAAUUCCAACAAACAGUUAAGCUUCUAAAUUUGCAUUCCACUGUCAAUGUACCAGUCAUCACUGUGCCAACUGCAGCUCGAUAUCUUACUGCUGGGAUUUGCCACACUUUGUCGGUGCCAUGAAAUCACGACAGUGUGUACUUAAAAUGUAUUUCUUUCGGUAUCACAGGAAACAGUUCUGUACACACAGCAGUAUAAAAAUGGGCCCUUUCUUUGAAAAUAAAUCACCAGUCGCCAGCAUUGCUGAGUAAUUGAGUAUCCUCCAAAUACUCUUGCAUCGAGGAAAUCAAAAGGAGCGGUCAACAUUUUUUUGGCCCACUCUACGUGCAUUAUCAUUACGAUGCCAAAAUGAGCGAUACGUGUAUUUAAAAACAAUGAGCCGAGCUUGCUCUUUCCUAUGUGAACCAAAACAACAUAGCCUUCUGACUGAUUCUCACAGAGUGGGUCACAACACCGUACAAGCUUGCACAUGCACGGUCAUAUGGGUCUACUUUCCAAUGCAUACCUGUUUUUUGCAUUUCCCAUAAAAGGCAAUUAAAUUUUAUUACUCAAUAUGAAUAAGAAAAUAGAAAAAUUAAAUUUUGAUUGCUGUGCUUGUAUAUCAGGACUUGUCAAGCAUCUCAUGGAGAUAGCAAAUAUCAGUCUGGAAAAGAACACAUUGACAUGAGAUGGAGUGGAAUUCUGUAUGCAGCAUGCAAGUAAAACAAAUACCACAUGCAUACCAACUCUGGCUGUCGUGACAAAUCUGAGAGGAUUCUGCAUAAUUUCAAUGGUCCCUCGGGGGUUAGGAUUAACAUAAUGCAUGACAAAUAGUCGCAUGGAAUAUAAAUACAGAUUAGUACAGAACUUUGUACUAAAUUGCAAUUUUGCCGUACUGUUCAAAGGCACAGACUUGUGUGCCUAUCAAGCUUCACUUUGUACGAGAGUUGGCACUCUACUCAUGAACUAAAGUCCAAGAUACUGAAAUUCAGUCAACUCAUUCACAAAUUGAAAUAGCAAUUCACUGCCAAAGUUAAAACAGGUUGUGACUUGUAAGAGAUGUAUUACAAUUUUUAUCUUAUUUCUUAUUUAUGUACAACUGCAUGAAGAUCUACUUUCUCUCCAUCAUCCAUGCACUAGACUUUUAGUUGAAUUUUGUUUCCUUAGAUUGGCUGCAAAAGAUGUAAAAAGCAUUCCCAAGUGGGCACUUGGAUAUCUCACAGCUCAAGUACAAUUAAGAUUUAUGUACCAUGACACAAGACCUUCCUUUUCUGCUGUCAAUAUACAUGUACAAGUCUGUGGUCCAUUGAUUUUCCAUGACAUGGGUGCCAUAUGCCCUUGGGAUGUCCAAAAACUAUACGUGAACUUCUUGGAAGAAAAAAGUCUUUCCCAAAGGGGAGAUAAACUCAUAUGUUAACCAAGCAAGAUUGAAGAUAAAUGUGAAAAAGACUGCA